Molecule: messenger RNA, 1788 nt
Organism: Spinacia oleracea (spinach)
Lineage: Eukaryota; Viridiplantae; Streptophyta; Magnoliopsida; Caryophyllales; Amaranthaceae
Product: polygalacturonase
Exons: 4
Coding region: 197-1387 (396 amino acids)
Biological process (GO): carbohydrate metabolic process
Molecular function (GO): polygalacturonase activity
Source: RefSeq, a predicted model, not a curated record
CUUACAAGUUACAAUAGUACAAUACACUAAACUCCUAAACCUUUAAAAUUUGGUCCCUCUAGAAUUUGGGAGGUGAUCAAUCCAAGGAAAUUUUUACUUCAUCCAAGGAAAUUCACAUUUUUUCAAAGUUGAUUUCCUUGGAAGAAGUGAUUUAUUCCUUGGAUUUAUCAUUUCCCCUAGAAUUUGGUAAAGCAAAAUGGGGAGAACACUCAAAAUUGCUCUCUUAACAUUUACUCUCUUACAUUGUGCUCUAACUAUAGUAGCUAAAGGGGGUGCCAUGUACAAUGUGGCGAAAUUGGGGGCGAUACCGGACGAGAAAACGGAUUCGUCAAAGGCAUUUGUGGACGCAUGGGCCGCCGCCUGUGGAUCAACAGGGAGGCCCACAAUUCACGUGCCACCGGGCCGAUACAUGAUCCGAAAUGCUAUAACCUUCUCAGGGACGAAAUGCAAGAACAAGGGUGUUAACUUUGAUAUUAAAGGAACCCUUGUUGCCCCUUCGAAUUUCCAUAUUCUGGGAAACUCUGUUACGUGGCUUGCUUUUGAGUAUGUCACCGGAGUGUCGAUCUCUGGUGGGGUAUUGGAUGGUCAAGGUGCUGGUUUGUGGGCUUGUAAGACUUCCGGCAAAGGCGGCUGCCCCAGUGGUGUUACGAAUCUUGGGUUCACAAACUCGAAAAACAUAGUGAUAAAAGGAUUAACAUCAGUAAACAGCCAAUUAUACCACAUAGUAUUUGUUGGUUGCAAGAAUGUGAAAGUUGAAGGAACAAAAGUCUCCGCACCCGAGUCAAGUCCUAAUACUGAUGGAAUUCAUGUACAAUUAUCAACUGGUGUAAGUAUUCAAAGUUCGAGCAUUCGUACUGGGGAUGAUUGUAUAUCAAUUGGUGCCGGAACCACCAAUAUGUGGAUGGAGAACAUCAAAUGCGGACCUGGUCAUGGUAUUAGCAUUGGAAGUUUAGGGAAACAGAUGAAUGAGCCUGGAGUCCAAAACAUAACAUUAAAGACUGCAACAUUUACCGGGACUCAAAACGGUGUAAGAAUCAAGUCUUGGGGAAGGCCUAGCAACGGAUUUGUUAAAGAUGUGUUGUUCCAACAUAUUACUAUGGUUAAUGCUCAAAAUCCCAUCAUCAUUGAUCAAAAUUAUUGCCCUGGAAACAAAGGUUGCCCGGGAAAGGUUUCGGGAGUAAGAAUCGAUGGCAUAACAUACCAAGAUAUACAUGGAACAUCCGCUUCACCGGUCGCUAUACAUUUUGAUUGUAGUGCAAUAAACCAUUGUACAGGUCUAAGAUUGGAGGACGUAAAGCUAACACACAACAGCAAACCAGCCACCUCUAUUUGUGCCUUUGCUGGUGGAUUAACCUAUGGAUUAGUUCAACCUAAAAGCUGUUUAUAGGGACUAAGUUAUCGGUUUUUUCUGUUAAUUAUUCUUUCCCUUUUAUUUAAUCAGGGAAACUGGAAAGGGUACGUGUUCCACUAAUUGAUUUUCAUCACAGGAGGGUUUCGGAAGUGCAUGUAAUUAUGUUCAUAGUAUAUGCCUCCAAACGUAAGUUGAUUUGAUUAUCAAUUUUGUAACUAAAAUAGGUGUUGUUUGCAUGUAUCAUUAAUUUGUUGAUUUAAAUUUCAAAGAAUUCGAAAGUGUAUUUUUAUUUUAUUUUAUUUUUUUUAAAAGUUGUACAAGGGGUAACUAGGUGAUCUUUUUCUCAUAAGAUCGAGUGAAUCUUAAUUUGAUUGAAAGUGUAUUUUUAUUCAUAAACAUAUAUUUAUGUUGUCAUUCUCUUUCUUUGGCCAAAUUUU